CCAGCAGCCAGAGACCACCGGCCCGCGCCGCACACACCCCUCCGCGGACGGCGACUGGUGCACCGACACCGGCAGCGGCCUCCUUGCUGCCACCUCCCGGAGACAGAGGCUGGGCCGGCCCGCGCAUGCGCAGCGAGCCGCCGCAGAAGCAGCCCUGCCCGGCGCCACCCGCAGACGCCAUGGCCGUGGUCAGGCUCUCCCUGCUCAGGGUCACCCUCGAGGUCACCGUCAUACUGCUAGAGGGCCUGGCCGUGCUGUUCAUCUUCCUGUUCGGGAAGCCGUUCCGGCGCGGCUUCUUCUGUGACGACGAGUCCAUCCGGCACCCCGUCAAGGCGGACACCGUGCCCUCGCUCGCCCUCGCACUCGUCGCUCUGGGCCUGCCGCUGCUCGUGGUGGUGGUCACGGAGCGCGUGGUGUGCGGCGCGCGGCCCCGCAGUGGCGGCGGCGGCGGGGGCGUGUCGUUGUCAUUGUGCUCGCGGCGCGCGGCGGUCGCCCGCUGGGUGUCGCGCGCCUCUGCGGCCGCGCUGGCCUUCCUGUGGGGCGCCGGCGCGCAGCAGCUGCUCGUCGACUCGGCCAAGCUGGUGGUCGGCCGCCUGCGGCCACAUUUCUUCACCGCCUGCCAGCCCGACGUCAACUGCUCUGCGCUGCAGCCGCCCUACACCUACAUCACCGACUACACCUGUCUCGGGACCGACCCGGACAUCAUAGAGGAGGCCAGGCUUUCCUUCCCGUCUGGCCAUUCUUCCCUGUCGUUCUACGCCGCAGUUUUUACAAUUAUCUACAUCGGGCGCACGGGCGGCCCCUGGGCGGCGACGCUGCCGCGUCACCUGCUGCAGUUCGUGCUCUUCCUGGCGGCCUGGUGCUGCGCCCUGUCCAGGGUCUCCGACUACAUGCACCACUGGAGCGACGUCCUCGCCGGAUCCUCCAUAGGCACCGCCACCGCCAUCCUCACGAUGAUGUUCGUGCAGCCGCAGCGGCGGCGCGCUUCCGGAGGCCCGGCUGCGGGGGCGGCGGAGGCGUUGUCGGAGGGCAACGUGUACGGCAGCGUCGACGGCAGCGUGCCGCCCGCGUGACGUCACAGCCCGCAGCCUGCCGGCGGGGGCGGCGGGGGCGGCGCCAGCGGCCCCCGGCCUGCUGCCUCACAGGCGUCUCCAGACACAUGACCGACUGCUGCAGGGAGCCGUGGAGGAGCCGAUGAAUUGCCGUCAGCUGGUACCCCUCUUCCCAGCCGUCGGACUUUCCAUGUUCUUAAGAAACUCCCAACCUCACGUGUGGCUGCGUCGCAAUGAAGUGCCUAAAAGUUCGGGCUGAACAAUAGUACAGUGCGUCUGACGAAUCCUUUCUCUGAGCAGUGACGAUGCUGGUUUCUGUUGGCACAAAAAUAGUGCGACGGUAAAGGUAGGACGCUCUGCGGGUACAGAGCAGUCAAGGAAAGUGUGUGCUGGACGAGCUGCGUCAUAAUACUGCUAACAAUGAGUGAGCUUCGUCGCCCAGGUAAAGCUCAUUUGCUGGGUUCACAGAUGAAAAGGCUCGAAUAAGCAGAAUAUUCGCUCCAACAACUCCUUUCUUUACGCGCUUCUUAGGCUACGACUGAUUUCGAAACAUACCAUUUGACUUUGUGAUCAUAUGUUCACCAUAACCAAAGGAAUAUGUCGAACGCUCAAAAUAGCUCAGCAGGAGCCACAUUCUGUUGGGUACCUCCACAAACCAUCUACUUCCAUUAGAUAUACGACAACGUGAAACUGCCCUGUGUUCAUAAUAUUCAGUUUCCCGAGGCACAGAUUGCAAUACACAUUUACACACAAAUUGGCAUGUGUUUGUAGCACUUGGUAAAUGUAAAAUUUCGUCGUCAGUAUGCGUAUCCUUUACAGAGAAGGAACGCAGACAGCCUCAGAAUAUUGAAGACUGUAGUGUGUGGUGAAAAAGGUACACAGACAAAUGGACUUUUCAAACUGUUUACCUCGUGCCCAUUUUGGUUGAGUAUGAACAAUUGCAGUGCUCAACGUAACUGACUACUUACCGCGUUCAAAACCUGUGUUAGGAAAUGAACCUCCUUUGUUCCUGGCACACAUUUCACUGGUUCGAGUUGUAUUAUGCACUUGCUGAAAUAUCAAUGUAUUCAGGGUGCGGCGGAAACUACUUGUACAUUUUUCGACGGAUGAUAUAGAGCAUGAUAACCAUCUUUCUUAGAUAAGAAAGUGAGAGAGGGAAACUGAUAGCUUGCUCUCCGCCCCUUCCUCCACCCCCCUUGUCCCCCCCCCAACCCCCACCCA
This is a messenger RNA of Schistocerca americana (American grasshopper), 2273 nucleotides long. RefSeq names its product putative phosphatidate phosphatase. Gene Ontology annotation, biological process: signal transduction; phospholipid dephosphorylation; phospholipid metabolic process. The transcript is spliced from 7 exons. The record is from RefSeq and is a predicted model, not a curated record. Gene Ontology annotation, molecular function: phosphatidate phosphatase activity. The coding region runs from base 126 to 1073 and encodes 315 amino acids. NCBI's taxonomy places the organism in Eukaryota, Metazoa, Arthropoda, Insecta, Orthoptera, Acrididae.